CUCUCCCCCUUUAAAAGGACCGAGUAAAUAUAUAGCCAAAGCUCUGUCCUGUUUACCUUUCUCUAGGAAGAGAGAGAAAGUUCAUACUUUGAAGAGAGAGAAAGAGAUCUGACUCUGUUUUUCUCUUUCUUUUCGGAUAUUUAUACAUUUCUUCGUUUUCUCUCUGGAUUUCUUCCUAAACCCCCAGCGAAGAAUUGACGACUCCUUCAAUUCCACAGGUUUGCAUCGUGAGAUUGUUCUUUAGGGGUAAACCAUGGGCGUUGAAGUUGCGGGAUUUGAGAUGGUUCAAGGACCAGUGGAGACUGCAACUGUUGGAGACAAUUCUGUUUUGCAUGAGAAGGAAAAUGGAAAACUGGAUCAAGGUAUGAGGUCUCACGAACCGAUACAGUUCGGAUCCCAUGGUGAAGAACCUGUCAAAGAAGAGCAGAAUGGCGUUUCGGAAGUUAAACUUCCAAAAGAUGCAGUUGAUGAGUGGCCUGCACCGAAGCAGAUCCAUUAUUUCUAUUUUAUCAGGUGUCGGCCGUAUGAUGAUCCCAAAAUAAAAGCCAAGAUUGACCAGGCUGCUAUAGAGAUUGAGAAGAGGACUCAAGCCCGGAUUAAGAUCACAGAUCAGUUAAAGGCAAAAAGGUCCGAUCGAGCAGAGUUAAUCUCACAGAUUAGGGCUCUGAAAGAUGACAACAGGCAGAUUAGGACAAUUGUAGAUGAGAAAAUAAAGGAGAUUGAACCACUGCAUCAGGCUUUGGGCAAGCUUCGCAAUGCAAACAAUGCGACUCGGGGUGUAUGUUCAUCUGAGGAAGAGCUUAACAGCCUUAUCCAUAGCUUGCAGUACCGCAUACAACAUGAAAGCAUUCCAUUGUCUGAGGAAAAGCAAAUCCUUCGAGAGAUCAAGCAGCUUGAGAGCACAAGGGAAAAAGUUGUUGCUAAUGCUGCUAUGAGAGCAAAGAUUCAGGAAUCAAUGGUCCAAAAAGAAGUGCUUCAAGACCAAGUCAAACUCAUAGGGGGUGAUUUAGAUGGAGUGAGAAAGGAGCAACAAACUGUUAGGGCCAAAAUUAAGCAGCUUGAGGAUGCGCUAAAGGUGAUAGACAAGGACAUCUCAUCAUUACAGGAUGAGCUGACAGCUAUUUCUGAGAAGAGAGAUAAAGCACGUGAAAUCAUUCAGCAGCUCAGAAAAGAGCGAGAUGACGGGAAUUCCUACUUCUACCAAAGCCGUUCGGUCUUGAACAGGGCUAGAGAUCUUGCAGCUAAGAAAGAUAUUCAGGCUCUUGAGGAUCUAUCUAACUUGGAGUUUGAGAAAUUUAUGUCCCUUUGGAGCAGUACCAAGUCAUUUAGGGAUGAUUAUGAGAAAAGAAUACUGCCAUCUUUGGAUAGUCGGCAAUUGAGUAGGGAUGGGCGAAUGAGAAACCCUGAUGAAAAGCCAUUGGUGGCACCGGAAGAUUCUGCACCUGUGGAAUCAGAGACCGUGGCAAAAGCUCUUCCAAAGCGAGCAAAGGAAGAUCCGAAACCCCCUCAAGUAGAUGCUUUGCCUGCUCAGAAGGUUCAGAAAGAGGUGAAAAAUAAGUCAACGAAUUCGAAACCUGCUGUGGACCAUACUGAUGUGGCAGAGGAGGUACCUGGGCCUGAAAAGCUGCCAAUCGAAACUCCUAAAAAGAAGGAUAACGAAAUUGAUGCUGCUAAGUUGAAGGAGAUCAAGAGAGAAGAGGAAAUCACAAAAGCUAAGCAGGCGAUGGAACGGAAGAAAAAAUUGGCAGAGAAAGCUGCGGCCAAAGCAGCUAUAAGAGCUCAAAAAGAGGCUGAAAAGAAGAACAAGGAGCGCGAAAGGAAAUUGAAGAAGAAGGCUGCAGCAACUGCACCUGAUGCCAAUUCAGAAGAAUUGGCGGAGCAGGUUUCAGAAGAUGCGGAACCAGAAAAGGAAAAUGAAAAUGUUGAAGCUCCAGCUACAGCUCCGGCGAAGGUAAAGGUGCAAAAGGAGACAAGUAUCAGGUCGAGGGGUCGCCCGAGAGGCCCCGACUCCAUCCCGAAAGCCAUCCUGAAGCGGAAAAAGCCUACCAACUAUUGGGUAUGGGCUGUUCCUGCUGCUGCUGCUGCUGUGUUAAUCGCGGUGUUUGUCGCAUUUGGAUACCGCUAUCUACUCUGAACAAGUGAAAGUGUAACCAAAGUAGAAGAGUUAUGAAACCAAUCUUUUCUGCUUUUUAAAGCUGGUGAGACUUUAACCUGUUAUAGUGGAAUUUAAGUUAUUACUGUUCUUUGCAGCCUGUCGUAGGAUGGACUCGAAACUCAUAAGUUGGUGGUAGCUUUUAGUCAGUCCAAAAUGUUCACCGAGUUAGAGACCACAUACCCUUUUUGUUUGGUUGAAUGUAUUUUUUUUUAAAGUUUGACUUGGUUAAUUUUCAUGGAUGUUAUUUGCGGCCU
Morus notabilis is the source of this 2409-nucleotide messenger RNA. Its product is annotated as proton pump-interactor 1. The record is from RefSeq and is a predicted model, not a curated record. NCBI's taxonomy places the organism in Eukaryota, Viridiplantae, Streptophyta, Magnoliopsida, Rosales, Moraceae. The transcript is spliced from 8 exons. The coding region runs from base 254 to 2134 and encodes 626 amino acids.